Molecule: messenger RNA, 1219 nt
Organism: Myxocyprinus asiaticus (Chinese sucker)
Lineage: Eukaryota; Metazoa; Chordata; Actinopteri; Cypriniformes; Catostomidae
Product: dickkopf-related protein 1-like
Exons: 4
Coding region: 129-869 (246 amino acids)
Biological process (GO): negative regulation of canonical Wnt signaling pathway; multicellular organism development
Cellular component (GO): extracellular region
Molecular function (GO): co-receptor binding; receptor antagonist activity
Source: RefSeq, a predicted model, not a curated record
CGCAAACAACCGCGGGCGCGUAUAAAUGAAGCGUCUUGCGCUCGUGAGGAACCACAGACGAACUCGACUGUUCUCGGGAAUACAUCCUCUCUCAGUGGAGCAGCCAAAGAAUACCGCAAGACCUGAUAAUGCUGCACGCUGCCAUGAUCUCAGCCGCAUUGCUCAUUCUUUCGAGCUGCGUUAGAGCGGCAUCCGCCGGAUCCGUGGUGCUGAACUCGAAUGCAAUUAAGGUCGGUCCAGGUGUGGCGAGUUCAAGCCACCCGGUGAGCCCGAGCCCGGAUGAGAUACCUGCGGACCCCGGCAGUCAGAACUUCGGUAUUGAUGCACCACAGCAGCCCUUAAUCUGCGAAAGUGAUGAGGAAUGUGGCGAUGAAGAGUUCUGCUUUCUGUCCCGGGGCGUCUGUCUCCAGUGCAAGAAGCGCAGGAAGCGCUGCAUCCGGGAUGAGAUGUGCUGCCCUGGCAACCACUGCAGCAACGGAGUUUGCCUUCCAAAUGAUCCUGACAUGAUCCAGCAGAUUGGAAUGGAAGAGUUUGUGUCCAUCACCCAUGAGAACUCCACUGUCAUGGAGCAGCCAAAAGUUACAACUCAAGGCUUACCACAAAACCAAAUCCUAAAAGGUCUGGAGGGAGAAAACUGUCUGAGAUCAUCAGAUUGUGCGGAGGGACUUUGUUGCGCCCGUCAUUUUUGGUCCAAAAUCUGCAAGCCCGUCCUGAAAGAAGGCCAGGUCUGCACCAAGCACAAGCGGAAAGGCACCCAUGGCUUGGAGAUAUUCCAGCGUUGUGAUUGUGGGGAAGGCUUGUCCUGCAGAACGCAACGAGGAGACGGCGUCAAGUCCUCACGGAGUCUGCACACUUGCCAGAGACACUAAAUGAACAUUGAGGAUUUUUUUUGUUUUUUUUUUGAUUUUUUUUUCUUCCCAGAAACUCGACUGAGGGAAGCUGGAUUUGGGAUACUCUGUUUUUCAACUGGUUUCUUCCAUUUUCUUGUGUCAACAUUGCAGAGUAGAUAUAAUUUGUUUCUCAACGGAACUUAAAUAUUGCAGUAAAUUACUGUAUUAUACUGUAAAUAACAUAAGGCAGUUGGCACUUAAUUCAGAUAUUUUGGUUAACCCUGUUUUGAAAGAAGGUGCCUCGGUCUUUUGCUAGUCUAUCUUAAAUGUGUAUACAUCUGGUUUUUACAGUCAUAUAGAGCUGAUUUAAAUGUCUAUUUUUAUUCUAA